Candoia aspera is the source of this 5776-nucleotide messenger RNA. It is a transcript of the gene FIS1, whose product is annotated as fission, mitochondrial 1. Gene Ontology annotation, cellular component: mitochondrial outer membrane; peroxisomal membrane. Lineage: Eukaryota; Metazoa; Chordata; Lepidosauria; Squamata; Candoiidae. Gene Ontology annotation, biological process: mitochondrial fragmentation involved in apoptotic process; autophagy of mitochondrion; mitochondrial fission. The transcript has 6 exons. Gene Ontology annotation, molecular function: protein binding. Bases 30 to 488 code for a protein of 152 amino acids. The record is from RefSeq and is a predicted model, not a curated record.
GCUCGCGGCCGCUUCCGGGUUUGGGCGUGAUGGAGUCGGUCCUCAGCGAAGUGGUGGCGUUGGAGGAUCUGAAAAGAUUCGAGAAGAAGUUCAAUUCUGAGCUGAAUGCAGGCGGUGUCUCCAGAGGAACACAGUUUGAGUAUGCUUGGUGCCUGGUCCGCAGCAAAUACAAUGAGGACAUCAAAAAGGGCAUUGUACUUUUGGAAGAACUGCUGCCCAAAGGGAGCAAAGAAGAGCAACGGGACUACAUAUUCUACCUUGCAGUAGCCAAUUACCGAUUAAAGGAAUAUGAAAAGGCUCUGAAGUAUAUCCGGGGGCUGCUGAGGACUGAGCCAAGCAACACGCAAGCCUUGGAGUUGGAAAAGCUGAUCAACAAAGCUAUGCAGAAAGAUGGCUUGGUUGGCAUGGCGAUCGUUGGUGGAAUGGCGUUGGGAGCAGCCAGUCUGGCUGGCCUUAUCGGCUUGGCCAUCGCCAAAUCGAAAUCCUAAGAUGGAUAGGAUGGAGCUUUGACCGAAUACGGGACAGAAGACAGCCUUCUCAAAGCAGCAAGUUUUCCUGGGCAGAAUCUUUCCUUCAGCUGAAAACUGAUUUUUUUCCCCCUCCUCCUGGGCUUGCUCUUUACCUGUAUCACAGUGUGUAGUCAUCGUCCUUGCCGGCACUUGUUUUCUUGGAAUUUUCCUCUUUACGGCUAGCUGUGUAGGCUCCUGAGUUCUUUUACUUCCUUUAGAAAACAUUUUGUGGAGCUGAAGGGGCUGGGGUAGCACCACCAGGAGAACGUGGUCCACCUCGUUUGGCCUUUGAUGGUUGUGGUAGACCUUUGAAUACAUAAGCUUGGUAGUGGAUGGGCAGGAGGUUCAGGCCACUUUAGUCCACUCCAAGCCACUCCAUCUCUUGCUGAACUACGAUACCCAGCAUCCUUCACUCCUGGCCACUCUACCUAGACCUGCUGGGAUCUGAAGCUCACAAGUUAGCUAGCCCUGAGUAAGACAUCAGUCUCUAUGGUGGCAUAGAUAUUGUUGUGUGAUCAUGGGUGUUUGAAGAUUGCACCAUUGGAAAACAUUACUCCUCUCCUUUUCUCAGUAAGGUGUUUAUAUUGUUCUCUAGCCUCUGAGUGGCAUGAAGGAAGAAUAAAAGAAGUUGGGAGAGGGAGGUCACUGGUUUCCUUAACUCUUGGUUUCUGCCUUUCAGGAAGGAUGAAGGAAGGACAAGUAACAAAUCAUGUCAUUGUGCGAAUACUGCAACUUACGUCCUGCGCUUGCAUCAGAUGUCAGGAUGCAAGUACGUAAUAGUGUUUGCACAAUGACUUCACCCUGAGCCUGUUACUGUUUUGGCACCCUUCUGGCUUGCUGUCGAAGCCACCGAUAGAAGGUGAUCUCUUGCUAAACUACUUGCCCGUUCUCAAGCAUCCUGGCUUCUUUGGAGCUCUCAGAUAAUAUUUCUGUAUUCCUGGGCAUUUGCCAGGGUCUGCCUGGAUAAUAACCACCUUUUGGCUCACCUUGUACUCGGGUGCAUUGGCAGCAGGAAAUGGCUUAAUUGCUUUGAAGGAAUUUAUGCCAAGUGCAGCACACAACCCAAGCUGAUCUUCGAGAAGGAGAAGAUGGCUGGUUUCGCAAGCCAUUGAUGAGGGUGGGGGCCAGCUCACCCCUGUGAACAGAACCUGAUAACAUCCUGGAAAAUUCCUGGGUUCCAGCGAUGGUUGAAGUUUUCAGUGUAGCCUUUGGACUAAUGUGGUGGUUCCUUUUCCCCACCCUGCCUAGAUAAUUUCUGAGAUGUAGCAAGUAAAGUGAUUCUUCCUAUACUGGGGCCUUCUGGUAGUAGGAACUAUCUGGUACUUUUUUCCCAGAUUUUAAACUUUUGUUCCUAAAGUGCAGCAGGUUGUCUCUGGUGGCUGGCGGCCAAGGUAAAGACCUUUCUUUUUAAGUCAAAGGGUUUGAAAUAGCUCUAGCUCAUAUUAAAUUCAAUAUCUCUCUUUUAGAAUGACUAUUUCCUGAACAAGGAUGGGAUUCGGUGUGGUAUAAUGGCUAGCGUUGCGUUGACAGGAGGAAAGGACUAAGCUUGAAUCUGUCUAGAGAGGUCCCAAAGUGUGCCUUCUCUUUACUGGCACUGCCUUAUGGAACAGCCUUCCUCCCUGUUGGUUUCUUCUGAAGACUUGGCUGUGAAGACUUGGCUCUUCCCUCAGGUGCUGGGGCCAGGAUGUUAAUGAAGCUCCAGCAUGGGUGGGUGUGAGAUCUUGGAAACGAGAUUUUUAUUGGGGCCUCACCUUGGUUUUUCUUUGAAUUGAUUUUAUUUUUGGUCACCACCCACAGUUCUGUGGGAUAGAUGGGUGGCCAUAUAAAUGGGAAAGAGAAAGAAAGAAAGAAAGAAAGAAAGAAAGGAAAGAAAGAAAGAAAGAAAGAGAAAACCAGUCCUCUCCCUUCUGCCUCAUUAGCACCCUUUCCACAAGGAAGACUUUGGGGAAAUAAGUUCUAAGUUAGCAUGCAGAAUUGUACUAUUUGCAGAGUAACACACACACACACACUCUCUCUCUCUAUAUAUAUAUAUAUUUACUCUGGGCAGGUUACUUAAAAGGAGCUUUCCAGUCUAGAUGUCUACUUAGAAAUAAGCCCCAUUAUUUAGAGCCAGCUUUUGUUGAGCCAAAAUGGGUUAAUUUGUUUUUGGUUUAAUGCCAUGUGUCAAUCCAACCAUGCCAGUUUAGAAACCUUCUUGAUGUGAAAGUGUUCUAUGACUUAAUCAACAAACCACCAUUGAGUACACGGUAGGAACCUAGUCCAUGGCUAUUCCCAGGCCAAACAAAGAAAAUAGGGCUUAAGAUGAUACAUAGUCGGUCAGUUGUGGUUUAUAGUUAAGGUGUUUUGAGAACUCUGCCAGUCAAGGCUUAGCUUGAUAUGGGAACCUGGGCAAGGAGUUAAGUGGGUUAGUGCAAGUGUGUUAUGUAAAUGUGGGAUAGUGCACUUAAUUUUGUACUUGUAAAAAAGAUGGUGGAGCUGUGAAAAUUACUUUUUAGUGCCUCUGGAAUCCAGGCAGCUAUUCACCACCAAGAAAGAUCAUGUGUUUCCAUUUCAUGAAGUAUGCAACCCUUUUCAGAUGCUGUGGAGUCUUGUAUCUCUGAAUAAUGAUUAUUUUUCUUGAUGCCUUUUCUACCUUCCCUUGUUUUUUUUCUUUCUCCACCCACUUUUUUCUUAGUUUUCCUUGGAAAUGUAGUGGCAGUGGGAGAAAUUGCUCCAUUCUCCCAGCUUGACUUUCUGUGUUAGAUGAUCCACCUGUUAUACAUCCAGAUGUGAGUCAUUUCCCGUCUUCUUCCCCAAUGCGUUAUUGUUUAAUUCAGUCACAGGUUUUGGCCAACCCUGUAUUUUUUGCUUGGUAAGUUGAGUUGGUAACGGCAUUAUGUGACUUCUUUAUAAAUGAAAGUGAUACCUUCUAGGAAGUAAAAAAUAGAGUUUAUACCCCACCCCACCCCCAGUUUACUGACAUUCUGGUUUCUCAGUUGUGUAAGCUACAGAAUUUUGGUCUUUCGUGUUGAACUGUGAGUUGGAGACAGAUUUGGCUAUGCCCCAAUGAAAUUCAUGGGAAUUAAAUUACUCAUGUUCAUGAUGUGAACAUUCUCCAGGAGGUAUCUUAGUAGCAAUAUUUUAGAAGGGUCAGGUAACAGGUAUGUGGUUCUAAUGCUCAAGUUAUGCAGGGCAUUCAUUCUCCCUUAAAUGCAAGAGGUUCCAAAGAGGCUAUGUGUGUUGAGAUAAAAAUUUUCUUUACUUAACUGCUUUGUGUCCCCCAAUUUGAGGAUGGUGGUAAUUUCCAGAAAUUUUCGUUUUACAUAUUGUUUGGGACACGUGCUUCAAACAUUAGACACUCACCUCUCCUUUAGGUCCUUUAAUUGAUGUUCCCCACUUUUUCUUAUAGCUUUUUCCUGGUCCAUCUGGAACUGUUGCUUCUGAUCCUUGCUUGCUCCUUCCAGCUAGUCACCCUGGCUGAUACCAAACACACAUUUCUCUUCGCUUAGUUUAUUUUUAUAUCCAACUGACUUGGAAAUAUUGGAAUAAAAUAACCUUUGCUCAUCUAAUGACAAAUCUAAUUAACAUAUAAAGUCUUUUCUUGCCUUUCCAUAAAUCUGCUUUCUUUUCUGGGUCAAAAAUCAGCAACUUGUUGGAUCCCUGUUCUUCAAUAAAAAUUCACUACAAAGGAAAAGAAAAAUCCAGUCAAAUAGGAAAUGUCUGAACUUAAGCCCUGCUCUCUAGUUUCUACUUCUAGAGGUUUUCAAGUUGUACUUUCAAUUUACUGUGUUUUUUUUUAAAUACAGCAUAUCUUUGACCAGGUUGUUACACCAGAGAACAACUUUAUUUAAGUUUAUUAAGGGAUCUUCCUUCUGAGGCUCAGAGAGCCAGGAAUUGCUAUCAAGAAUUAUAAUAAAUAACACAACCCUAAUGUUAAAAUUGUGGACUCAGUGUCAUGUGCUAAGUUGUGUUUUGUUUAACCGUGGCUUGUUGAAUAAACAGUUGCCAUAAACAAUGUUUUACAUAUUUUAAAAAUGGGAUCAGUUUUAAGCUGAGUUUAGCAUGGAUGAACCCAGCUGUUAUAAACCUGAUUUAUAAAUCAUUUAUGGCUUAGUGCAGGGUUUCUCAACCAGGGUUCCGUGGAAACCUAGGGUUCCACGAGAGGUCACGGGGAUCCCCUGGGAGAUCACAAUAUAUUUAAAAUUCAGGUAACUUCACGUUAAAAGGGUAGGUUUCAUUCUUUAUUUUCAGUUUAAGAACACCGUUAAUGCAUAUAUACGGGCCUACACAUGAAAUGAAUAUAAUAAUUUUGUAACUUUUGACCUCUAUUUGAACCUGAAUGUGCAGGGGUUCCUGGAGGCCUAAAAAAUAUUUCAAGGGUUCCUCCAGGGUCAAAAGUUGAGAAAAGCUGGCUUAGUGUGUUGUCUGAAUCCAGCUACUGAAGCUUAUCCAACAAACUCCGAUUAAGCAAGCAGGCUGGGGGUGGUGUAAAUUCAGUGAUAGAGUGAUUUCACUUUGUAUGUUAGGAUUGAUGCACAUUUUCUUAAGGUGUGUGCGCGUGUCUGUGUGUAUUUGGGAGAUGAUCAAGAACCAUGGACUCCAUUAUCUCUUCCUUUCUGAAGCAGCUGUAUAAAAUUCCCUGAUUUUUUUUUUAACCCAGAUGCCCGAUUUCUCUCUUUGGCGUCAUAGAGUAUCUUUCAUUCUUCUCUCAUUCUUAAACUUCUAGAUAGUCAUCCAGAGUUCAGCAUUGCUGCCCAAUCUCCUUAAGGCUGUAAGGAUUAGAUUAGGGAAUUCUUUCCUGCUUUGGCAAACUGAUGCCAAGUGGAGUACCUAAAGGAGAACUAUUCCAUAAUGAGCAAUCUGUUGGAUGCCUCAGCAAAGAAUGGGAACAGAGGUUCUCUCUGGGAGUUGUACAGAGGAAGUAAUCUGGUUAAGUAAGAGGAGAAAAGAGAUGGGCACUUGAUUAAACCAGUGUUUGUCAAUCCUAGCGACUUUAAAUUGUGUGGACUUCAACUCCCAGAAUUGCUGGCUGGGGAAUUCUGGGAGUUGAAGUCCACACUUCUUAAAGUUGCUAGGGUUGAGAAACAUUGGGUUACAUCACAAAGCUUGUCUUCCCUUCUUUCAGAUAGGUGCUGUCAACAUCAACCUUUGUGGCUAAUUUAGGAAUUAUAAGUCUUCAGGGUUGUAGAAAGGAAGCUUGGUUGUCUCCCUCUCAGGUCAGGCUCCUUAUCAAAAGCUUAUCUAAAGUUCUCAGCUUUCAUCCCCAAUAAAAAGUGGGUAUCACCAAG